Loa loa (African eye worm) is the source of this 195-nucleotide messenger RNA. RefSeq lists its product as hypothetical. Gene Ontology annotation, cellular component: heterotrimeric G-protein complex. The record is from RefSeq and is a predicted model, not a curated record. Gene Ontology annotation, molecular function: G-protein beta-subunit binding. Lineage: Eukaryota; Metazoa; Nematoda; Chromadorea; Rhabditida; Onchocercidae. The transcript has 2 exons. Bases 1 to 195 code for a protein of 64 amino acids. Gene Ontology annotation, biological process: phospholipase C-activating G protein-coupled receptor signaling pathway; sensory perception of taste.
AUGGACAAAGGUGACAUGCAACGAAGUGUAGAAAGCUUACGACAUCAACUAAAUAUUCAGAGAUUGCCCGUAUCACAAUCAGCAAAUGAGAUAAAACGAUAUAUCGAGGGGCAGCAAGAGAACGAUCCGUUAGUUAAUCCAGUUGAUAAGCGAUGCAAUCCUUGGGCUGAAAAGUCGAAAUGUCAAAUUCUAUAA